AUGUUGGCUCUAAGCACCAUCUUUAGCCUGCUCUUUCUGUGCUACCUGGUGGUACAGUUUGUAAAGCUGCAGAGAGAGAAAAAACAACUUCCACCUGGACCAGCUCCUAUCCCAAUUCUUGGAUGUUUAUGGCAACUGAAAUUCUUUCGGUUAGAACGUGAUAUCCUGACAGAGGUAGCUAAGUCCCACGGGGACAUUUUCACUUUGUGGUUUGGUCCAUCCCCUGUGGUUAUAUUAAAUGGAUUCCAAGCAGUGAAGGAUGGCCUUACCACCCACCCCGAAGACGUUGCUGGCCGUCCAGUGACCCCUUUCUUCCGAGCUAUGGCCAAUAACAAGGGUAUUUUGUUGGCAACUGGCAGCACCUGGAGAAAUCAGAGACGCUUUUCCCUGAUGACCCUAAAAAGUCUGGGCUUGGGGAAGACGAGCCUGGAGUACCAGAUCCAAGAGGAAGCCCGCCACCUAGUGGAGAACUUUAGGAACACUAAAGGAAAGCCCAUGAAUCCGUCUUUCGCCCUCACGCUUGCCGUUUCAAACGUGAUCUGUGCUGUUGUUUUUGGGCAUCGCUUCUCCAAUGAUGACAAAACCUUCCAUCACCUGCUGGAGGCCAUGGAAUGUAUUUUCAAAUUUGGAGGAAGUCUCUAUCAUCAUCUAUAUGAUGUCUUUCCUUGGCUUAUGCGCCAUUUGCCAGGCCCUCACAAGAAGACGUUGUCUUGCUGCGAGUCGGUGUGCUCGUUCAUCAGGAAGGAGAUCAGCAGCCACCAGAGCAAAGGAGAUUCGGAUGAGCAGCAAGACUUCAUUAAUUAUUACCUGGCUCAAAUAGAGAAGAGCAAAGAUCAGCCGAAACCAGCCUACGACGAACACAACAUGAUCCAGAGCAUAUUCGACCUGUUCUUGGGUGGGACGGAGACGUCCAGCACCACGCUCUACUGGGCAUUGCUCUAUAUGGUGGCUUAUCCUGAUGUCCAAGAAAAAGUCCAGAAGGAGCUAGACGCCACCGUGGCUCCCUCCCAAACGAUCUGCUAUGAGGACCGCAAGAACCUGCCCUACACAAAUGCUGUGAUUCACGAGGUCCAGCGCUUCAGUAACAUUAUCGCCAUUGGGGUACCUCGGCUAUGUGCGAAAGACACGAUGAUCCGACAGUUUCCCAUUAAAAGGGGCACUAUCAUUUAUCCCAGCAUCGCUUCUGCCUUGAUGGAUCCUAAUGAAUGGGAGACACCCCGGCAGUUCAAUCCGAGCCACUUCCUUGACAAAGAUGGGAAUUUCACCUGCCAAGAAGCCUUCAUUCCAUUUUCUAUAGGGCAUAGGAUGUGUCUUGGCGACCAUUUGGCAAGGACAGAGCUCUUUAUUUUCUUCUCCAACCUUCUGAAGGCCUUCACCUUCCAUUUGCCAGAAGGAGUGAAUGAAAUAAACAUGGAGCCCAUUUUGGGGGGAACUUUGCAGCCGCACUAUUUUGAAAUCUGUGCUGAGCCUCGCUAAAUCUUGUGUAGACAAGUAUGCAUGCAACGGGGAAGCCACAGUACAGUGAAUUCAAGAAGCUCGAUUUCUGCUGGAAGUGUUUCUGGCUUCUUUGGAAUUGUGGGAAUCUCAGGUGUCAUUGCAAGGAAUUUUUAAGUUCCUUCAUGAUUGCCGAAGACAUGCCUUAAUUCUUUUUGACUAUUUAUUUUCCAGGUUUAUCAUAGAUUGCAAGUCUUAGAGGUAUGGGCCAUAUCAACCCAAGAUGGGAAAAAUACAAGAUGGCAACUAAACCCAAAGCUCAAUAUUGUGGCAAUUCUGCUGCCAUCUUAGAUAGUCAAAGACUUUGGCCAUUUCCACACGGCUUACCUUGUUCUGAAAAACAGUGAAAUCUCGUGUGUAAUUGUGCGAGAAGAUGUGAUAACAGUGUCUUUCGCUGUUUUCCGGAACAAGAUAAGCUGUGUGGAAAUGGCCUUUGUCUUGACCUGUAUGAGGUCAAAGGUCAUAACUUACAGAUUUAUGUUCCCGGCUGAUCAUAAGAUUCCCCGCAACCAAGGAUUGUUAAACAAGUGUAUUAUAUCCCACCCCUCGGAUUAUAUCCUCCCUUUAUUAUAUCUGUUUUUCUUCUGCUGCUACUAUGAGAUAACUGUACAAUGCUGAGGGAAGACCUCUUGUGAGCGUACAGAACAUGGGGAAGCUAUGGCUGCUGGCGAAGUUGCUGAUGUCAUAGGGAGACUCAGGUGUGGCAGUCUCCUGUG
Molecule: messenger RNA, 2210 nt
Organism: Eublepharis macularius
Lineage: Eukaryota; Metazoa; Chordata; Lepidosauria; Squamata; Eublepharidae
Product: cytochrome P450 2J6-like
Exons: 9
Coding region: 1-1476 (491 amino acids)
Biological process (GO): arachidonate metabolic process; xenobiotic metabolic process
Cellular component (GO): cytoplasm; intracellular membrane-bounded organelle
Molecular function (GO): iron ion binding; oxidoreductase activity, acting on paired donors, with incorporation or reduction of molecular oxygen, reduced flavin or flavoprotein as one donor, and incorporation of one atom of oxygen; heme binding
Source: RefSeq, a predicted model, not a curated record